Malania oleifera is the source of this 4601-nucleotide messenger RNA. RefSeq lists its product as uncharacterized. The transcript has 19 exons. The record is from RefSeq and is a predicted model, not a curated record. The coding region runs from base 261 to 4028 and encodes 1255 amino acids. NCBI's taxonomy places the organism in Eukaryota, Viridiplantae, Streptophyta, Magnoliopsida, Santalales, Ximeniaceae.
GCUUUCGAUCAGCAACUCGCCAGAGAGACUUCCUGGCGUGAGAGAGUAUCCUUCUGCCCACUCUGUUCCUCUUCGCGGCUCUUCCUGUUAAGCAGCCGGAACGAUCUUUCUAGAGUUUCACUCUGGGUGCUCUUCCUCCAUAGCUUCGAACUUGUUUUUGGGGUGCGAAAGGGGAGGUGGGGCUGGGGUUAGAUUUGGGGCAUUAUCUGAAGUGGGGAUAUUUGUGGCCUAGACUGAGUUUAUAGUGUUCGCGAUCGAUCAUGUCGGUACCCAAGGAGCUGGACCAGGUUAUGAAGCUCAGAGGAGGAUCUGUGCUAGGUAAGAAGACCAUUCUCAAGAGCGACCAUUUUCCAGGUUGUCAGAACAGACGAUUGUCUCCGCAGAUCGAUGGAGCCCCCAAUUACCGCCAGGCUGACUCCCUAUGCGUCCAUGGUGUUGCUAUCCCAACCGUUGAUGGUAUCCGAAAUGUUCUCAACCAUAUUGGGGCUCAAAUAGAUAAGAAGCAAGCUAAAGUACUUUGGAUUAGCCUUCGUGAGGAACCGGUGGUAUACAUUAAUGGACGCCCUUUUGUUUUGCGCGAUGUAGAGAGACCCUUCUCUAAUCUCGAGUACACGGGAAUCAAUAGGGCUAGGGUUGAACAAAUGGAGGCUCGGUUGAAAGAGGAUGUCUUACUGGAGGCUGCUAGAUAUGGAAAUAAGAUCCUUGUCACUGAUGAGCUGCCAGAUGGUCAAAUGGUGGACCAAUGGGAGCCAGUAACAUGCGAGUCCGUGAAGACUCCUUUAGAGGUGUACGAGGAACUACAAGUCAAUGGGUACCUUGUUGACUAUGAACGUGUUCCCAUAACUGAUGAAAAAUCACCAAAGGAGCAGGAUUUCGAUAUAUUGGUUCAUAGAAUUUCUCAAGUAAAUAUAAAUACAGAGAUAAUUUUUAACUGUCAAAUGGGGCGUGGACGGACCACAACUGGGAUGGUGAUUGCUACUUUGGUUUACCUAAAUCGAACAGGAGCUUCAGGCAUAAGGAGAAACAAUCCUAUUGGCAAAGUUUUUGACAUGAGUUCCGAUGCAACCAAUAAUUUACCAAAUUCGGAGGAGGCAAUUCGAAGGGGAGAAUAUGCAGUUGUAAGAAGCUUGGUUCGGGUCCUAGAGGGAGGUGUCGAAGGCAAAAGACAAGUGGAUGAAGUCAUUGACAAGUGUGCCUCUAUGCAGAACUUACGUGAAGCCAUUGCUACAUAUCGCAAUAGUAUUCUGCGCCAACCGGAUGAAAUGAAAAGAGAGGCAUUGCUUUCUUUUUUUGUGGAGUACUUGGAAAGAUAUUACUUUCUUAUAUGCUUUGCCGUAUAUAUUCAUACAGAGAGAGCAGCGCUCCAUCCGAGUUCCUCUGGUCAUUGCAGUUUUGCGGACUGGAUGAGAGCUAGACCAGAGUUGUAUAGCAUAAUUCGCAGGUUGCUUAGAAGAGACCCAAUGGGUGCACUUGGUUAUGCAAGCUUGAAACCAUCAUUAAUGAAGAUAGCUGAAUGUACCGAUGGCCGCCCUUGUGAGAUGGGUAUUGUUGCUGCCCGGAGGAGUGGAGAAGUUCUUGGAAGUCAGACGGUGCUAAAGAGCGACCACUGCCCAGGCUGUCAAAAUCCAAGUUUAUUGGAGAGGGUGGAGGGUGCGCCCAACUUCAGAGAAGUUCCUGGGUUUCCAGUUUAUGGUGUUGCAAAUCCAACUUUUAGUGGUAUUCAAUCUGUUAUUCUGAGGAUUGGUAGCUCUAGAGGUGAUCGUCCAGUCUUUUGGCAUAAUAUGAGAGAAGAACCUGUUAUCUACAUCAAUGGCAAACCAUUUGUGCUUCGUGAGGUUGAGAGACCAUAUAAAAACAUGUUGGAGUAUACGGGAAUUGACCGUGAGAGAGUGGAGCGAAUGGAAGCUCGACUGAAGGAAGAUAUUCUGCGAGAAGCUGAACAGUAUGGAGGUGCUUUGAUGGUUAUUCAUGAAACAGAUGAUGGCCGAAUAUUUGAUGCUUGGGAACACGUGAGUUCUGAUGUAAUUCAGACUCCACUGGAGGUUUUCAGAUCAUUAGAGGCUGAUGGUUAUCCCAUUAAGUAUGCUCGUGUGCCCAUCACUGACGGUAAAGCUCCCAAAAGCUCUGACUUUGAUACAUUAGCAGCAAAUAUUGCCUCCGCUCCUUUGGACACUGCUUUCGUUUUCAAUUGUCAGAUGGGCAGGGGGAGGACAACCACUGGCACUGUAAUUGCUUGCCUUUUGAAACUUCGAAUUGACUAUGGGAGACCAAUUAGAAUCCUGCUUGAUGAUAGGUCGCAUGAAGAAGUGGAUGGUGGUACCUCUAGUGGUGAAGAAACUAGCAGUAAAGCUGGUGCACCUAGCUUCAGUAUUAUGAAAGAGAGAACUGGAAAAGAGCAAGGCCGUGUUUUUGGCAUAAAUGACAUUCUACUGUUGUGGAAGAUAACUACAUUAUUUGAUAAUGGGGUAGAAUGCCGGGAGGCCUUAGAUGCUAUUAUUGAUAGAUGCUCGGCUCUGCAGAACAUACGCCAAGCUGUUCUGCGGUACAGAAAAGUAUUCAAUCAACAACAUGUUGAGCCAAGGGUACGAAGGGUAGCAUUGAGCCGUGGUGCUGAGUAUUUGGAGCGAUACUUCCGUUUAAUUGCUUUUUCAGCUUAUCUUGGAAGUGAAGCAUUUGAUGGGUUUUGUGGACAAGGAAAGUCCAGGAUGACAUUUAAGGAUUGGUUGCACCAGAGACCGGAGGUCCAAGCUAUGAAAUGGAGCAUAAGAUUAAGGCCUGGGCGAUUCUUUACCGUCCCUGAGGAGUUGAGAGCACCACAUGAAUCUCAACAUGGUGAUGCAGUAAUGGAGGCUAGUGUGAAGGCUCGAAACGGCUCUGUUCUGGGGAAAGGCUCUAUACUUAAGAUGUACUUUUUUCCAGGUCAGAGAACAUCCAGCCACAUACAAAUACAAGGAGCACCACAUGUUUACAAGGUGGAUGGAUACCCUGUGUAUAGCAUGGCAACUCCAACAAUUGCUGGUGCUAAAGGAAUGCUAGCCUAUUUAGAGACCAAGCCCAUUACAGACAGAAGUGUUGCUCAGAAAGUGAUAUUAACUGAUCUGAGAGAAGAAGCAGUUGUUUACAUUAAUGGCACACCCUUUGUCCUUAGGGAACUCAAUAAACCUGUUGACACGCUCAAGCAUGUGGGGAUUACCGGUCCAGUGGUGGAACACAUGGAGGCACGUCUUAAGGAAGAUAUAUUAUAUGAGGUCCGGCAAUCUGGUGGUCGUAUGCUUCUGCAUCGUGAAGAAUAUAGCCCAUCAUUAAAUCAGUCGUAUGUCAUAGGAUACUGGGAGAACAUAUUUACAGAUGAUGUAAAGACACCUGCUGAAGUAUACACUUCACUAAAACAUGAGGGUUACAGUAUAGAAUAUAGGAGGAUACCAUUAACUAGGGAGAGAGAAGCUUUAGCUUCUGAUGUUGAUGCAAUCCAGCACUGCAAAGAUGACUGUGCAGGGUACUAUCUAUUUGUUUCACACACAGGGUUUGGAGGAGUUGCAUACGCAAUGGCUGUAAUUUGUAUUAGAUUGGGCAUAGAAACAAAUUACACACCAAGGAUACCAAAACCAUUGAUUAGUACAAAACAUACAUCUAUGCUUGAAGAGAGCUUACCUUCUCAGACUGCUGAUGAAGAAGCCCACAAAUUGGGGGACUAUCGGGACAUACUAAGCCUUACUAGAGUUCUUAUUAAUGGUCCCAAGAGCAAAGCAGAUGUUGACAUUAUAAUUGAAAGGUGUGCAGGUGCUGGGCAUUUACAGGAAGACAUUCUCUACUAUAGUAAGGAACUUGAGAAGUUCCCUAAUGACGAUGAUGAGCAUCGAGCAUACUUGAUGGAUAUGGGCAUCAAGGCUUUAAGGCGUUACUUUUUUCUGGUUGCAUUUCGAUCCUAUUUGGACUGCACUUCUGCAACUGAGACAAAAUUUACAUCCUGGAUUGAAUCGAGGCCGGAACUUGUCCAUCUCUGUAAUAACCUUAGGAUCGAUAAAUGAUUUCCAGCGCAUAGCAAUCUCUCAAUAUGAGUCACAUUCUCUCUCUCUCUCUCUCUCUCUCUCUCUCAAACGAACAAAUCCAUGUGCGGAACUCAUUGGUUGCUGGUGCGAAUAUUGUGAAUUUAUCAAAGGAAGAUGGAGUCUAUAUAAAUGCGUGAGAGAGAGAGAGAGAGAGAGAGAGAGAGAGAGUAAACUAUUAUCUUUGCAAGGGAUCACCCACUUGUGGACACAUGAAACAAUCUUUAACAUUUGAAAUAUGUAUACAACUGAAGGUGGCAUGAAGCCAGUAGCUGCUAAUCAGGAUCCGAUUUUCUUUCUUGAGGCAGGAAGGAAGGCAAGUAAAUGUUCACGAAGGAGUUAAAGGCACUAAAUGUCUUCUUAGAAUCCGCAGUGUAAGACGUUAACAAGGCUUUUAAGAGAUCUGUUUUUUUCUCUUUCCUUUUUCCUCUUUGGUACUCAAGAGUAGCAGAGGCAGUUAAUUUCAUUAUUACUAGUGGGACCAAUGUAUGAUAAGUUGUAGCAAGGAUAUUGUGUAUAUAAAUGUGAGUGAUUUAAGAGCUUGGUUAGUGCAAA